AUGAUGCAAGAAAAAAAAUUUUAGUUGGAGAUAGCGACAGUGAAAUGCUGCAGCUCUUAAAAUAUAUGCAAUAAAUAGCUAACUAUAUCUAAUAAUAUGAUUUAGUAUGAUGGUGAAAAAGGAUAGUAUUAUGGAAUCAUUCAGUGCUAAUAGUGUAAGCAGAAUAAUUGCUUCUUUUGGUGCGAAUGUGGACAUCACAUCAUCAGCAAAGAACACUUUUAUGAUGGAUAUUAGCAUGAGUGCACAAAUAUGAAUUGCAGAAAGAAAUUUUCUAUCGUGAAGUGUCCUGAAUGCUGGAAUUAUAAUUAUUUUGAGUAUUAAGGCUAUGAAAUGGGUAAAGUUACAAAGUGUUUACAAUGCAAUUUCUCAUUUUAAUAGGUUGCUUGCCAUAGCUGUUUUGAAGACUCCUACUUUGACGGAAAUUAUAAAUAGUGCAUCCCUUUCAAAUGCUCAAACAAAUCUUGCAUAAAAAAAGAUCAAAUAAGCUAACAUAUAAAUUGUCCAUCUUGCAAAUUUCCUAAUUUGUUUAAUUGUGUUAAACCUCUAUAAAAUGUUCUUUGUAAAGGACCAAAUUGCUCUAAAAAUUUUUUAUAUUUAAUUUGCACUAAAUGCAGUGAUCCUAUAGUCAAAGAAUUGAAAGAGGGAGAAAAUAAACUAGAAUAUGGAAAAAAUUUAGAGUGCAAAAAGUGCAAAUAAUAUAUAUGCUAUUUUAACUGUAUGGCUUGUGGUCGCUUUUCUUUAAAGAGCUCUGACAAAUUCGGAGAUUAUGGAAGGCUAGUAUGCAGUUAUUAAGACUGCAAAAAAAAGUAAAUUCUGCUAAAAUGCGAGAAAAAAGAAUGCAAAGCAAGUUUAAAUCAUAUUUUAGAUUCAUUUAAUGAUAAUGUCUUCGACCGCGACUGUGAUGGCUGUAAAAAGAAAGGUUUUUUCAUGACUUGUCCUUAUUGCUCUAGCGGAUAUUCACUAAUAGCAACUGAUUUAACAAAUUCAAAAUAUAUAGAGUGUUAGAAAUGUAAUGCCAAAGUUGAGCAUAAUAUUAAGCACAGCAUAUAAACUACUACAGUUGAAUGUAAAAUUUGUUUAGAAAAAUAAGCUACUUAUUUAGUUGAUGCAUGUAACCAUUUGUUUGGUUGUGAAGAAUGUGCUCAAACUCUUAAAAAUUAGUCCCACAGUGGAAAUGUUAAAUGUCCAAUUUGUAGAAAACAAGGUCCAUUAAGAAAGGUUUUCAUAUGA
Messenger RNA from Tetrahymena thermophila SB210, 1230 nucleotides. RefSeq names its product zinc finger, C3HC4 type (RING finger) protein. The transcript has 5 exons. NCBI's taxonomy places the organism in Eukaryota, Ciliophora, Oligohymenophorea, Hymenostomatida, Tetrahymenidae. The record is from RefSeq and is a predicted model, not a curated record.